Molecule: messenger RNA, 330 nt
Organism: Ogataea angusta
Lineage: Eukaryota; Fungi; Ascomycota; Pichiomycetes; Pichiales; Pichiaceae
Exons: 1
Coding region: 1-330 (109 amino acids)
Biological process (GO): tubulin complex assembly; post-chaperonin tubulin folding pathway
Molecular function (GO): beta-tubulin binding
Source: RefSeq, a predicted model, not a curated record
AUGGUCUCCACUAUUCAAAUCAAGUCCAAUGCUCUUCAAAGACUUCUGAAGGAUAAGAAACUGUACAAGGAAGAACUCAGGGAACACGAGGACACGGUGGCUGAUUUACAAGGCAAUUUGAAAACUGACGAGAGUAACGAGGAACUCCAAUACACACUCAAAAAUGCCAUCAAAAUAAAGGAGGAGACACAAAGAUUAAUACUCAAUGUGAACGGAAAGGUUAGGGAGGUUUUGCAGGACCUGAAAGAGUACGUCGGUUCUCAUCCCGGCGAGAGCUCAGACACUAUCAAGAAGUUGAUAGUUGAAGCUGACAAAGAGGCCAGGCUGUAA